Molecule: messenger RNA, 1698 nt
Organism: Protomyces lactucae-debilis
Lineage: Eukaryota; Fungi; Ascomycota; Taphrinomycetes; Taphrinales; Protomycetaceae
Product: general alpha-glucoside permease
Exons: 4
Coding region: 1-1698 (565 amino acids)
Biological process (GO): carbohydrate transport; transmembrane transport
Cellular component (GO): membrane
Molecular function (GO): carbohydrate:proton symporter activity
Source: RefSeq, a predicted model, not a curated record
AUGACGGACUCCAUCGAGAUACCAAAAAGCAACGGCAGUGCAAUCGAUCAUGUCGAGUUUGUUCAGAUCCAAGGUGGAGGAAGUGUGCUUCUCAAUCAACGCAAGGUUGCGAGUGAUAAGCAUCUUGUGCAGGAUGCCAUGCAAGCCGCACAGAGGGAACAUGAGAUGCCCCUAUACGAGACGUUCAAGGCCUACAAGUCUGCCGUCUUAUGGUGUCUAUUGCUCUCAUCCAGUAUCAUCAUGGAGGGCUAUGACACUCUUUUGCUUGCAAACUUUUACGCAUACCCCUCGUUUCAGCGCAAGUACGGUACAAGACAAGCCAACGGUAGUUACGAAAUCCCAGCUCCCUGGCAAGCGGGACUCAGCAACGGUGUCGCCAUUGGUCAGAUUCUCGGGCUAUUUGCCGCUGGUGUCAUCUCUGAACGUUUCGGUUACAAGCGUACUAUCAUUGCCAGUCACCUUGCCGUCAUCUGUUUCGUCUUUGUGCCCGUUUUUGCACCCAACCUCCCGACUCUGCUGACCGGCGAGAUCCUGCUUGGCUUGCCAUGGGGAGCCUUCCAGACCAUUACUACGACGUACGCUGCAGAUGUUUGUCCGACACAGCUACGACCAUACCUCACCACCUACACCAACUUGUGCUGGGUCAUUGGCCAGCUUAUUGGCUCCGUCAUCCUUCGCUCUCUACUACACAUGUCGCAAACCUCUUCCAGCGAGUUGCCCUUUAGGAUUCCCUUCGCCAUUCAAUGGGUUUGGCCGGUUCCAAUUCUCAUUGGCACUAUUUUUGCUCCGGAGUCUCCUUACUGGCUUGUACGCAAGGGUCGUAUUGAUGACGCAAAAGCUGUCCUCCGUCGUCUUCAAGCUCAGGGCAACCCAAACUUUGACGCAGACGAUACAGUGGCGAUGAUGCAGCACACCAACGACCUCGAGCGUGAGAUCUCUGCUGGCACCAGUUACCUCGACUGCUUCAAGGGAGUGGAUCGUCGACGUACAGAGAUUGUCUGCAUCGUUUGGGCCAUACAAGCAGCUUGCGGAAGUAGCUUCAUGGGCUUCUCGACAUACUUUUACCGUCAGGCUGGUCUCGCAACGGAAAGUGCGUUCUCGCUCUCGAUGGGACAGUAUGGUAUUGGUGCUAUCGGAACACUUCUCUCUUGGCCUCUCAUGAAUAGGCUAGGUCGUCGUACCAUCUACACCAAUGGCCUUGCAGUGCUUUGCUUCUUGCUCUUGACCAUUGGCUUCAUUUCGCUUGCUGGUAAGUCCGCUGGUCCUUCUUGGGCUAUUGGCAGCUUGCUUCUCCUCUACACUGGAAUCUACGACCUCACUGUUGGCCCAAUUUGCUACUCACUCGUCUCUGAGAUUCAGUCAACACGUCUUCGCAGCAAAACCAUUGUCCUCGCGCGCAAUCUUUUCAACGUCGUCGGCAUCGUCAAUAAUGUGACAACGCCGUUCAUGCUCAACCCAAGUGCUUGGAAUUGGGGUGCCAAGAGCGGUUUCUUCUAUGGUGGUAUCUGCUUCUUGUGUGCCGUAUACUGCUAUUUCAGGCUACCAGAGCCCAAGGGCCGUACACCCGGUGAGUUGGCUGUACUCUUUGACCAGAACAUCUCGGCGCGCAAGUUUUCCACAGCCAAGGUGUCCGAGUUUGCAGUUGCAGAGUUGCAGCUCGUCGAGAGUCACAAGGGCAAGUCCAGCGUAAGUUCUUAG